Molecule: messenger RNA, 416 nt
Organism: Funneliformis geosporum
Lineage: Eukaryota; Fungi; Glomeromycota; Glomeromycetes; Glomerales; Glomeraceae
Source: the annotation of a GenBank genome assembly
GUUCAAAAGAUGAAAAUUUUGGUAUAUGUUUACAAUAUGGUAUUUCAGAAGGUACUGUUUAUUUAUAUUGUAAGAGAGUUAUGCUUGCUAUUUUUUCAUUGAAGCAUGAAUUAGUUAUAUGGCCAACAGGGGAAUUAAGAAAAAUGGUUCAUUUAAGAUUUAAUAAUAUUGGAGGAUUUAAUAAUGUUAUUGAUGCUAUAGAUGAUACUCAUAUAAUAUUGGGAAUUGCUUCAUUAAAGCAACCUAAAAUAUAUUGGAAUCGUAAAAAAAAAUACUCAAUUCAAUGUCAAGCUAUUGUUGAUUAUUGUGAUGUUUUUAUUGAUUAUGAGAUAGGAUGGCCAGAAUCAGUUUAUAAUGCAAAGUUAUAUCGAAAUUCUUUUUUUUAUCAAGAUAUUUCCACACUUAUAAAUGGAUGA